AAAUUUUCAGGUUUAUUGCCAAAUGGAAACUUCGAGUCUGGGCCAAAGCCAUCAGAAUUGAACGGAACAAAAGUGAUGAGCCCCAAGGCAAUACCCAACUGGGAAAUUUCAGGCUAUGUUGAGUACAUCAAGUCAGGUCAAAAGCAAGGUGACAUGCUGCUAAUUGUACCCGAGGGAGCCUUUGCAGUUAGGUUAGGCAAUGAGGCCCAGAUUAAGCAGAAGAUUGAGGUGAUUAAGGGCUUGUCUUACUCUCUAACCUUCAGCGCAGCUCGCACAUGUGCUCAAGAGGAAAAACUGAACGUGUCAGUUUCACCGAACUACAAGAAAAACGACUAUGGUUUAUUUCCAAUUCAAACAAUGUAUAGCAGCAAUGGAUGGGAUUCAUAUGCAUGGGCUUUCUUGGCAAGUGAGCCUGUAAUUGACAUUUCAAUACAUAAUCCAGGUGUGGAGGAGGAUGCAGCUUGCGGUCCUCUUAUUGAUUCUGUCACAUUGAAGACCUUGAACCCUCCUAAACGCACCGGAGUCAAUCUACUAAAGAAUGGAAAUUUUGAAGAAGGCCCUUAUGUCUUCAAAGAACCAACUUCAGAAGGAGUAAUAAUUCCACCCCACAUUGAAGAUGAUCACAGUCCUUUACCAGGCUGGAUAAUUGACUCCCUCAAAGCCGUUAAGUACAUUGACAGUGAACAUUUCUCAGUUCCAGAGGGCGAACGAGCCAUUGAACUCAUAGCCGGAAAAGAAAGUGCACUUUCACAAAUCGUUAAGACCACAACUGGUAGAAGCUAUGUCCUCUCAUUUGCUGUAGGUGAUGCUAACAAUGCAUGUGAAGGUUCCAUGGUGGUAGAAGCAUUUGCAGGCAAGAACACCGUCAAGGUCCCAUAUGUCUCCAAGGGGAAAGGAGGAUUCAAGCGAGCUACACUUCCAUUCAAGGCAGAGUCGACUCGAACUAGGGUUAUGUUCUAUAGCACAUUUUACACCACGAAAAGUGAUAACACGGGUUCUCUUUGUGGACCGGUGUUGGAUGAUGUGAAGCUGCUUAGUGUCCGAAAAUUACAUCAUCUGAACCGAUGUAACAAAAGCAAAUAUCUAUUUUCAUUAAAUGAAAUUAAAUGGUUUAUCUACAGUGCAACUUUAGUUUCCCUGUUUUUUUCUUAUACCUAA
This is a messenger RNA of Durio zibethinus, 1158 nucleotides long. RefSeq names its product BIIDXI-like protein At5g11420. The record is from RefSeq and is a predicted model, not a curated record. NCBI's taxonomy places the organism in Eukaryota, Viridiplantae, Streptophyta, Magnoliopsida, Malvales, Malvaceae.